Molecule: messenger RNA, 321 nt
Organism: Penaeus vannamei (Pacific white shrimp)
Lineage: Eukaryota; Metazoa; Arthropoda; Malacostraca; Decapoda; Penaeidae
Source: RefSeq, a predicted model, not a curated record
AUGGACAAGGAAGUGUACAAGAAAAAAGGCAAAAGCGGCAAAGACGAGUACACCGGCGGCGAAAUAUACGAUGGAAACGGACGCGGGCAAAAUGACUACGAAGAUUACGGUCAUCAUAUUGACCGUAAUGGUCAAUAUGAUGACUACGAAGAUUACGAUCAAUAUGAUGACUACGAAGAUUACGGUCAAUAUGAUGACUACGAAGAUUACGGUCAAUAUCAUGAUGACUAUAAUCAUUACGAUGUAUAUAGAAACGAUGACUUUGUCCCAUACAACGCCAAGGCAUCUCGCAAAACCCCCUUCAGCCAUUGCGAUGCUUAG